This is a messenger RNA of Acanthopagrus latus (yellowfin seabream), 1438 nucleotides long. RefSeq names its product HAUS augmin like complex subunit 8 (gene haus8). The transcript is spliced from 10 exons. Lineage: Eukaryota; Metazoa; Chordata; Actinopteri; Spariformes; Sparidae. Bases 94 to 1197 code for a protein of 367 amino acids. The record is from RefSeq and is a predicted model, not a curated record.
AUCGACGAAGAAGACGAAGCGGAACGAAAGUGUCGGUUCUUGUUUUCACCGGUCUACAAAACAGGGCGUGCAGGCGGUUUGCUUCAAAACAUUAUGGCGUCGAGACGAAAAACAACAGUGCCAAGUACUUUAAAAAGUGUCUCGACUGACGCUAAAAGCUCGAAAAGUGGGAGCAAUGCUAAUAAAGCGAACAGCAAUGGAGCUGGGAAGAAAAGUGUCAAACCAACUGGGACUAUUGUCAAGUCUCGCUAUAUGCAGGCUGCUGAGAAGACAUCUCUUUCAAAGAGUAACUCGCUGACAAAUGAGUCUAUUGCUGCACCGCCGCGGCCUUCCUCACCUAAACCCAGUGGUGUCAAACCAAAGGUGGGCACUCCACCAAGACGUACAAUGGCACCACAGGCUCUGGCAGCAUCAAGGAUGUCAAGUGACACUGAACCUUCACUGCUUGGGAGAAGUAUUCUACAGUCCACUUUCUCAGAUGGACACUUCCAUCGACCAGAUUUUGAUAUUUCAGUUAUUAAAGAAAAAACAGUGAUUGAAAAAGCAGGUGAACCUGAGAGAAAUCCAGAGAAUGACAAGAGGCUAAUUGAGAUGAAUACAUUCCUUCUGGCCUACCUCACAGCUAAAAUGGAGAGCAAUACUAUGAAGCUCAAGGCCGAGGCUGAAGCGAGGAUCCUGCAGGAGAUGGAGGAAGAAGAGGCGUUGCAUAAUGAGGUUCAGGAGAAGAAGCGCCAACACCUCCUCAUGGAGAAGGAAAGGCUAGUGAAUGAGAUGCUGGAUUUGCAGAUUGCGGCACUGACCCCUGUGGCUGAAGCUGCCAAGCAGUUCACAAAGGACUACAAGUGUUUUGCCACAGCUGUUGACACCACCCGACAUGAGCUGCCUGUCAAGAAUUUCUACAUUGAUGGAGACAGAAAGGAAUUUCUAGAUAAAGCUGAGGCUUGCCUGAGGGAGAGUGAGAAGUUGCUGGUGGAGUGCACAGAGGGCGAUUAUAAAGACAACAGCACCUGUCUCGAGUGCCUAAGGGACAUGAAAAUGGCAUCAAAGGACAUCAGUCAGCAAGUAUCGGGGGCAUUUUCAGAGCUGCUGGCGAUGUCAUCGUUGGUCUGCCGCCACACAAUCCAAGUCCAGCAGUCCGCAGAGGAAGAACGACUUGGUGCUGCCAGAACCCAAGAGCUCUAUUGCCCCAAACAGUGACAGAUUAUCAUACAGCAUGGGAUACACAGUACAUGCACUUUCCAUACCCCUCCACCCCAGAGAUCCCCUAUUUUGGAUUUAUUUGUGCCAUUUUUGUUGUUUUUUAUGUAUUCUGUGUGAAUUGUUUUCAGUGUCUCUAUUAUGAAAUAUUGCAAAUGUUGAACGACUGAUACUUUUUUGUAGCUGCAAUGUUGUUAAUAAAAUACAAUAAAAAAUAAUGAAAAUAUAAAUAAUCCUUCAA